UCUUACAGAAGCGUUGUUACAUAAGACCAACUUUCCCGCGUUUUCUCGUAUGAUGAGCAUAGAAGGAUAAGACAUGGCGAUGUUGUCGGCGAAUUUGUCUUCCUCGAGCUUCAGUUUCGUUCCCUCUCGCCGCUCUCAAACCCACAAGGAGACCGCAAGCGUCACCAGAGUUCGAAAAGAUUCGAUUUUUAAUAAAGCAUCGUUGAGAACGGCGUCUAUCGAACACAGAGAUCAUCAUCAAACCUUAACCGACGCGAACACUCGAUUACGCAGACUCUGCGAAUCAGGCGACCUAGAGAACAUCGUGAAGCUUCUUCGCGCAUCCAGAAAGUAUGAUAUCGACCCGAGAACGCUAUGCUCUGUUCUUCAGCUCUGCGCAGACACGAGAUCGCUCAAACACGGCAAAGAAGUCGAUUCCUUUAUCCGUCGCAACGGCUUCGUCGUAGACUCGAACAUGGGUUCGAAACUCGCGCUCAUGUACACAAACUGCGGCGAUCUGAGAGAAGCGAGGCGAGUGUUCGAUCAAGUCGAGAUCGAGAAGGCUCUGUUCUGGAACAUCUUGAUGAACGAGCUUGCUAAAGCCGGCGACUUUAGCGGGAGCAUUGAGCUGUUUGAGAAGAUGAUGGGCUCUGGUGUUGUGAUGGAUAGCUAUACUUUCUCUUGCGUUUCCAAGAGCUUUUCGUCUCUGAGAAGCGUUGACGGAGGAGAGCAAUUGCAUGGGUACGUUCUGAAAUUAGGGUUUGGAGAGUGUAGCUCAGUGGGGAACUCUCUGUUGGCGUUUUAUUUGAAGAAUGGGAGAGUUGACAGCGCGCGUAAGGUGUUCGAUGAAAUGACUGAACGAGAUGUUAUUUCUUGGAACUCUAUGAUUAAUGGGUAUUUAUCGACCGGUUUGACGGAACAGGGGUUAUACAUGUUUGUAGAGAUGUUGUGUUCGGGGAUUGAGUUUGAUUUAGCUACAGUAGUCAGCGUUUUCGCAGGCUGUGCUGAUGAUUCUUGUUUAGUGUCUUUAGGUAGAGCUGUCCAUGGUAUUGGGCUGAAAGCUUGUAUGAGUAGAGAAGAUCGGUUUUGUAAUACACUGCUUGAUAUGUACUCGAAAUGCGGUGAUCUUGACUCUGCUAAGGCUGUGUUUAGGGAGAUGAGUGAUAGAAGUGUUGUCUCGUACACUUCCAUGAUUGCUGGUUACGCUAGGGAAGGUCUGGCUGGUGAAGCUGUGAAGCUAUUUUCAGAGAUGGAGGAAGAAGAAGGUAUUAGUCCUGAUGUUUACACCGUCACUGCGGUUUUAAACUGUUGUGCACGUAAUCGGUUGUUAGAGGAAGGUAAGCGAGUCCAUGAGUGGAUAAAGGAGAACGAUAUGGGGUUUGAUAUCUUUCUAUCGAAUGCUCUGAUGGAUAUGUAUGCUAAAUGUGGAAGCAUGGGAGAGGCGGAGAUAGUAUUCUCUGAGAUGCCUGUGAGAGAUAUCAUCUCGUGGAACACUAUCAUUGGUGGCUACUCAAAGAACUGUUACGCCAACGAAGCUCUAAGCCUGUUUAAUCUGCUAUUGGAAGAGAAACGGUUUGUUCCUGAUGAGAGAACCGUGGUGUGUGUGCUUCCCGCUUGUGCAAGUCUCUCUGCUUUCGACAAAGGCAGAGAGAUCCACGGUUACAUCGUGAGAAACGGGUUCUUCAGAGACAGGCACGUUGCUAACUCCCUUGUGGACAUGUACGCGAAAUGUGGAGCGUUGUUGCUCGCGCGUUUGCUCUUUAACGAGAUUGCUUCCAAGGAUCUUGUCUCUUGGACCGUGAUGAUAGCUGGAUAUGGGAUGCACGGGUUUGGAAAAGAAGCGAUCGCUCUUUUCAAUCAAAAGAGACGAGAAGGUAUAGAGCCUGACGAGAUCUCAUUCGUCUCUGUGCUGUACGCUUGUAGCCACUCGGGACUAGUGGACGAAGGAUGGAGAUUCUUUAACAUCAUGAGACACGAGUGCAAGAUCGAGCCGACGCUAGAGCAUUACGCUUGUGUUGUCGACAUGCUCGCAAGAACCGGAGACUUGUCGAAAGCUUACCGGUUCAUCGAGAACAUGCCGAUUCCUCCAGACGCUACGAUAUGGGGAGCGUUGCUUUGUGGAUGCAGGAUACAUCACGAUGUUAAGCUAGCUGAGAAAGUUGCUGAGAGGGUCUUUGAGCUUGAACCUGAGAACACAGGGUACUAUGUGCUGAUGGCGAAUAUCUACGCGGAAGCUGAGAAAUGGGAAGAAGUGAAGAGGCUAAGAAAGAGGAUAGGCCAACGAGGGUUGAGAAAGAAUCCUGGAUGCAGCUGGAUAGAGAUAAAGGGAAGAGUUAACAUCUUUGUAGCUGGAGAUAGUUCACAUCCUGAAACAGAAAACAUUGAGGCUCUUUUGAGGAGGGUAAGAGCUAGGAUGAGAGAAGAAGGGUACUCGCCGCAGACUAAGUACGCGUUGAUCGAUGCGGAAGAGAUGGAGAAGGAAGAAGCUUUGUGUGGUCACAGUGAGAAGCUAGCGAUGGGGUUGGGAGUACUCACCUCUGGACAUGGGAAGAUCAUAAGAGUUACUAAGAAUCUAAGAGUGUGUGGAGAUUGUCAUGAAAUGGCCAAGUUCAUGUCUAAGUUAACCGGAAGAGAGAUUGUUUUAAGAGAUUCAAACCGGUUUCAUCAUUUUAAAGAUGGGCAUUGUUCUUGCAGAGGCUUCUGGUGAAAAAAACUGAACUUGCUUCAUGUAAUAAUAAAUUGUACUUAUUUAGCCGGUUUAUGGUUGGACCGGUGUUGUUUUAAUCAUUGAGAAACUGAAGCAAUAGAACAUGAACAGGCUGGAUCUUUUGUUGGAGCCAUACUUGUUCAUGAUGGUAUCAUUGCUUCAAAGGGAAACAAAACCACGUUAUUUUA
This is a messenger RNA of Brassica oleracea var. oleracea, 2874 nucleotides long. Its product is annotated as pentatricopeptide repeat-containing protein DOT4, chloroplastic. Bases 74 to 2686 code for a protein of 870 amino acids. Gene Ontology annotation, biological process: RNA modification. Gene Ontology annotation, molecular function: RNA binding; zinc ion binding; protein binding. Lineage: Eukaryota; Viridiplantae; Streptophyta; Magnoliopsida; Brassicales; Brassicaceae. The record is from RefSeq and is a predicted model, not a curated record. The transcript has a single exon.